CUAUAUGUCACCAGUAGGAGAACAUGUUAAAACUGAGCCCAUAAACGGAUUCCAGCGAUGCUUCUUUUCCCGUUGCAAAACGAAACGAAGAGAACCUUUCUCUUAUGACUAUAUAAAUCAAAGUUUGGAGAGUUCAAGUGAUUCGAAAGAGAAGAUGGUUUUGUCUAAGACAGCUUCUGAAUCGGACGUUUCGAUCCAUUCAACUUUUUCUUCCCGGUACGUCCGCAACACUCUUCCACGCAUCAUCAGAUUUGAAAUGCCUAAGAACACAAUCCCAAAGGAAGCAGCGUACCAAAUCAUCAACGACGAGCUAAUGCUCGAUGGUAACCAAAGGCUAAACCUAGCCUCCUUCGUGACAACAUGGAUGGAGGCAUGGAGCCAGAGUGCAACAAGCUCAUGAUGGAGUCAAUCAACAAGAACUACGUCGAAAUGGACGAGUACCCUGUCACCACCGAGCUUCAAAACCGUUGCGUCAACAUGAUCGCGCGUCUCUUUCACGCGCCGCUCGGUCACGGCGAGGCUGCGGUUGGUGUCGGCACCGUGGGAUCGUCCGAGGCUAUAAUGUUGGCCGGGUUGGCUUUUAAGAGACGGUGGCAGAAUAAGCGUAAGGCCCAUGGGCUUCCUUAUGAUAAUCCCAAUAUCGUAACCGGAGCUAAUAUUCAGGUUUGCUGGGAGAAAUUCGCAAAGUAUUUCGAGGUGGAGAUUAAGAAAGUGAAACUAAGAGAAGGAUAUUACGUGAUGGACCCUGAAAAAGCGGUUAAAAUGGUAGACGAGAAUACAAUCUUCGUUGCAGCCAUCCUCGGUUCGACGCUAACCGGAGAAUUCGAAGACGUUAAACUUCUCAAUGACCUUCUAGUCGAGAAAAACAACCAAACCGGAUGGGAAACGCCGAUCCACGUGGACGCAGCGAGUGGUGGGUUUAUUGCACCGUUCUUAUAUCCGGAGCUGGAGUGGGAUUUUCGGUUACCAUUGGUUAAGAGCAUAAAUGUGAGUGGUCACAAAUACGGUUUGGUUUACGCCGGAAUCGGUUGGGUUGUAUGGAGAUCCAAAUCCGAUUUGCCUAAUGAACUUAUCUUCCAUAUCAAUUAUCUUGGCGCCGAUCAACCCACCUUCACUCUCAACUUCUCCAAAGGUUCAAGUCAAGUUAUUGCUCAGUACUACCAGCUGAUUCGACUUGGAUUUGAGGGAUAUCGCAAUGUGAUGGAUAAUUGCCAUCAAAACAUGAUGAUUUUAAGAGAAGGACUAGAGAAAACGAGACAUUUUAGCAUCAUCUCAAAAGAAAAUGGUUCGGAUGGAUUGUUCCGGCCUACACGAUGCCCGCAGAUGCAGAACACAUCACCGUUCUCCGAGUCGUGAGUCGAGAAGAUUUCUCUCGUACCUUAGCCGAGAGAUUGGUCGUAGACUUAAAUAAGGUUCUUCAUGAGCUUGAUACGCUUUCUCCGAGGAUAUACGCCAAGAUGUGAUAGAGAAUGUAAGCUACAUAGCAUGAUCACAGAUAUAUUACCAAGAGAAUUCGGUGUGAUCUUGGAUCUUGACUCAGACAAGAGAGUUUUGACAGAGUUUUGACUAAGGCAAUAGGGCGAGAGGUACUCCUUGAAAGUUAAAAUAGAGGCCAAAAUUCAUGUGGAUA
Molecule: messenger RNA, 1630 nt
Organism: Eutrema salsugineum
Lineage: Eukaryota; Viridiplantae; Streptophyta; Magnoliopsida; Brassicales; Brassicaceae
Product: glutamate decarboxylase 4
Exons: 8
Coding region: 361-1356 (331 amino acids)
Biological process (GO): L-glutamate catabolic process
Cellular component (GO): cytosol
Molecular function (GO): pyridoxal phosphate binding; glutamate decarboxylase activity
Source: RefSeq, a predicted model, not a curated record